AUGGACAUGGCGGAGAGCUGGGACGACGACUUCGACGGCGACCUCCAACCCCUUGGCAACAGCGUGGGCACCAACCACACCCAGACCAGCAUCUCGUCUCGUCUCAGUGUGCACUCCGAGAGCUUGGCUGGUGAUGAUGACUGGAAUGUGGUGUUACAAUCGAACGAUGAGCAGAGCACCUCCCAGGCGAUACAGUCUGCGAAACAUGCUGGCAUACCAUUACCCAUCAAUGUCCCGGCAAGCGCCUUACUUGGUGGCACCAUAAAGAGACUUGGCAAGAAGAAGAGCAGGCCAAAGAUCAACGAGGAUGACUGGGGUAUGGACUUUGAUGAGCCGGCUGCCCCUCCAGGCGGUCUGCAGCUGAAGCAGACGAAGGCGCCCGCUGCUCAUGAUGAAGAAUUCGACGAUUUUGACGAGCUGGAAGGCAGUCUCGGCAUCCGCUUUGCAGGCACCAAGCGCGAUGCACGUGGCCGGAGCUCUUCUGCCUCUGCAAUGAGUCCGAGUCUGGGUUCGGGGACUGCGGACAGUGAGGCGGGCGACUUAGGAGGUCUGGAGCUGCCAGAUGAGCCUAUGGACUUCCAAGCCAUAUUGCAGAAACGCAAAGCUACCGAAGCCGAGCUCUCCGAUCUGUCACAGCAAAGUCCUGCUAUCGAGCAGCCAGCGACAAUCAGCGUGCACAAGAAGCAUAAGUUAUUGUCCAACGACAAUGACGAUUUCCUCAAUGACCUCGAUUUUGAUGGUGGCGAGUUCUUGCAUAACAGGAAGACCCGCCUGAACAAGAACCUGAAGAUAAAGGAUACCAAACCGAUCACUCAAUCGCCGCGACCAGCGACAACGCUGAACUUCCACGACAAGCCCACGGACAAGCCUAUGCACAUGCGCUCGCAUCUGCCACGACCCGUCUCUGGCUCGAAACCUUCAUCGUCUCGGCUCGAGCCCGUCUUCGAAAGUGGUGCACCUCAUGUCCAGUCCGGACGGAGACAACCCACAACGACGGGUUCGCAAUUCUUGCGCUCCAAGCGAUCAAUGCCCGCCAUGGGAAGCCAACGGACAGUCGCUGCACCACAGAAGCCCACAUAUAUCCCUACCAGUGCCUCGAACUACAGCCAACAGACACAUGCAUCUGCACAGCGAGCGAUGGCAUACCAUCUCCGCCGAGACUCCGACCCCAACAGGCAAGGAGCACAAUCCCCUCCACCCCGGUCGCAAUCACGGCUUUCGAACGCCUUCGUGCCUGAUACACCAUCGCGUGCUAACAGACCGCCUCGGAAGGACAUGGCACCCGCUGCCUUGGCGCGUGAAGCUGCCGCGAAACGCAAUCUUACAAAGCCAGCACGAAGGCGGAAUUAUGGUGAUGGCAAUGAGCUGGAAGUGUUUGAUGACCUCCCUACUUCGCAUGCAAAGGAGAGCAAGUUCAUCAAGGAGCCCGUCGGACGCGGCCCACCAAGACCUACACUGAGGCAGACAAACAGCCGUGUUGACAUGCGUGACCCUGUGAAGCGCAGUAUUGGCAUGCCAGACAGGAUGAUGACACCUGCACCACCACGGACGCCAGCAAGUCCGACCAAAGGAUUCUACGAGCCCUCAAAAAGUAAUACGCCUAGCUAUCUUCGUGACACAGCAGCGAGCAGGAUCGCCAGAGAGUCACGCCUAGUACAUAACGGCCGUCCUCGAAGCCAGGGACCAUUGAUGCCAAUGUCGACAAACACAUUUGCCACGGACUGGAAAGCACAAAUUGCAGCACGUAGUCCUCAUACAAGCCCGAGCGCACAAAAAGUCAAGACCAGGCGAUUGCAGCCAACGCUGUUCAAGGAGAUGCCGGGCACAUUGGCAACCAAUGCGGCAGCGCGAGGCAUGGUCUACAACGCACAACGGCAAUGCUGGGAAGGCAACGAGAACGCAAUCGCACAUUUCGACUUCCCGCCACCGUUGCAGACACCUACGCCGACUGGCAAUCAACCACAAACAUCCUAUAUGGAUCGAGCUCUACAUCAAGCGCCUUCGAGCUCGCCACCGCGACCAGCGCUCAUCGCUCCGAUCUCAGCUCAAGCAACGCAAGGCGUGCAAGUGAAUGGCGGUAUGGUCUUCGACCCACGACAGAUGAAAUGGCUAAAGCUUAAAGAUGGCCGAGAUAUUAGCGGUCCCAUCUCCCCUUCCGUUACCGACGGAGAAGACGAGGAGGACGCCUUCGCCGGAAUUGACGAUCUCAAGGAUGAGAAUGCCCCUGCUGUUGGCGCCGGAGGCUCAGUUGCAGGCAUGGCUAGUCCGGUCUCUAUGGCCGCAGCUGGUGUAGGGGAAGUUCAUGAGGAAUUCGACCUGGGUCCUCGCUUCAUCACUGUACAGCGCGAGGAAGAGGCAUUGUGGCGGAAACGCUGCGAGGGGUGGUUCGUGCCGGGUCCGGCUCCAAGGCUUGAUGAUGGGGCGUGGCGGUGGGCGAUCCGGGAUAUGGUUUCGCAGCAGGAUGGCGGGUUUUAG
This is a messenger RNA of Recurvomyces mirabilis, 2475 nucleotides long. RefSeq lists its product as uncharacterized. Gene Ontology annotation, biological process: mitotic spindle orientation checkpoint signaling; regulation of Ras protein signal transduction. Gene Ontology annotation, molecular function: GTPase activator activity. NCBI's taxonomy places the organism in Eukaryota, Fungi, Ascomycota, Dothideomycetes, Mycosphaerellales, Teratosphaeriaceae. The record is from RefSeq and is a predicted model, not a curated record. The transcript has 2 exons. Bases 1 to 2475 code for a protein of 824 amino acids. Gene Ontology annotation, cellular component: SIN/MEN two-component GAP complex; mitotic spindle pole body.